AUGAGCCAAUCAAACCAGCCAACCGAUCUUAGGAGCCCUGCCAAGGACAGAUCCGAAAGAGGUCAGUCGUCACAAGACGAAGAUGGCUUCAUCGACAUUCAGCACGCCGACGCCAACGCCGACGUCGACAUGCCAGAAAGUGACCACAACGCGCAAACCACUUCACCUGGCCCCCUAGAGCUGCAGAGGUACGGCAAUAAUCUAGAAGACGCUGAUGAUGUUGUGGAAUCCGAGGAGGAUUCAGAAGACGAUCAGGACCCUAUCGCCAACCACCCCUUGUUGAGCAUGCUCACUGGCCGCCUAGGCAAUCGCCGACGAGGCUCGACUCACAAGUGGGAUUCGCUCCAUCCCGAGAACCAAGUCUUGUCGGUAUCCAAUGUUGACCAAUGCUUUGCUGUUGAGGAAGAGGCGUUUCCGCCCGAACAGAGGGCAAGUCGGGAGAAGUUUCAAUACCGGCUCACCCGAUGCCCCGAACUGAGUUUGGGUUUGUUCACUCAGCCUACCAAAGCAGAGGCCCAGAAAAUGUCGUCUCCCCCUCGACGAAGGCUGAUGGCACAUAUUGUGGCAACCAGAAGUCCGGCCCCCAGUGUGACCGAAGCCUCCAUGGGAAUUCCUCCAAAUUGGAGAGCGCGUAGAUCUUCUCUGCCAGACAAAACCGACGAAGAAGCUAUCGGCCAUCAAGACAUCGGUGGAACCAUCUGCGUCCAUUCACUCGCAGUGGCUCCCGAGUUCCAGAAGAUGGGACUAGGUACUGUUCUGAUGAAGUCGUAUAUCCAGCGCAUGAGAGACUCCAAAAUUGCUGAGCGGAUAGCCCUUCUCGCCCACCAUGACUUGGUACCAUUUUACAGAAGCCUUGGAUUUGAAAAUAUGGGACCAAGCUCCGUUACUUCCUGUGGUGGCAAUUGGAACAAUCUGAUACUCGAGUUCACUGGGGACGAAGAUGACGAUUGA
Molecule: messenger RNA, 951 nt
Organism: Capronia coronata CBS 617.96
Lineage: Eukaryota; Fungi; Ascomycota; Eurotiomycetes; Chaetothyriales; Herpotrichiellaceae
Exons: 3
Coding region: 1-951 (316 amino acids)
Cellular component (GO): cytoplasm
Molecular function (GO): aralkylamine N-acetyltransferase activity
Source: RefSeq, a predicted model, not a curated record